CCAAGACACACCCAUCAAAACUCACAUGCCGAAUAACAGAUCUUAGGAACAUUACACAAAGAACCUUUUACCAGAAAAAAGAGUAUCCCAUAAUUUAUAGCAUUAGCUAUAAAUUAUUGUUCAGUUUGGUCUCCUAAACCGAAGUUCCUAUCGCGUUCUUGGUACCACUUGGAACCAAAACAUUACCUCAUCCAAUGGCAUCUAUCAAUUGUCAAUUCUAGACACUCCCAUAAAAAAUUACAACCCCUCCUGGACAAGCUUACGGAGAGGAGUGACUGGCACAUAGACAUAAAGUAGUGAGUGUACAGCUAACUGGAGCCACCUAACUGGUUCCCCAUUAAUCACACCAUCCCUUCACAUGGUUACAGACACAUUCACAGAUAAGACUAACCCGAACUCUCUCUCUGGGCCCAAGUAACUUCCCCACAUAAGCAUGCUUAUGAAAAUGUAUUCAUCAAUGUUAGCUAAAUAAUUCUGAUUCUGCCCUCAUCCCUGAGCCACACUGGUCUGGUCAGUCGACUCAAAUAUUUGCACUACAUAUUUCUCUCCACAAGCUAUACUUUAAUAAAUUGUAAAUUAUAAUGAUGAUAAAUUAAUUUCUGAAUAUAUAUGUCCGGUUUCAGGACACUGAUGUGUAUCUGAACAUUUACAAAAAUAUACUGCCACUAUUUUCACCACCAAAGAAUUGCAGUGUUAUUUUAAUACAAUUUUACUCUUUGUCAGGAUGUCAGGCUGUCUAGUCACAGAGGAAGGCUGUGCUUCUAUGGUCUCAGCUCUGAGGUCAAACCCCUCACACCUGAGAGAGCUGGACCUGAGCUACAAUCACCCAGGAGACUCAGGAGUCAGACUGCUCUCUGCAGGACUGGAGGAUCCACACUGCAGACUGGAGAAACUCAAUGUGGGACAUGGUGGAGAGAACAAAAUGAAACCUGGGCUUAGAAAAUAUGUCUGUGAUCUCACACUGGACCCGAACACAGUAAACAGACUCCUCUCUCUUUCUGACGAGAACAGAAAGUUGACAUGUAGGAAGGAGAAGCAGCCGUAUCCUGAUCACCCAGAGAGAUUUGAGGACUGUAGACAGGUGCUGUGUAGAGAGGGUCUGACUGGGCGCUGUUACUGGGAGGUAGAGUGGAGUGGGAGAAUGGGGGCUGAAAUAGGAGUGACAUAUAAAAGAAUCAGCAGGAGAGGAAGGGUUGAUGACUGUUGUCUUGGAUGUAAUGACAAGUCCUGGAGUCUGAUCUGCUCUGACAACAGUUACAUUGCCUGUCACAAUAAUAUUGAUAAUACCACUACCAUAGACUUCCGCUCCUCCAGCUCCCACAGAGUAGGAGUGUAUCUGGACUGGUCAGCCGGCACUCUGUCCUUCUAUAGAGCCUCCUCUGACACACUGACCCACCUGUACACAUUCACCUCCUCAUUCACUGAGCCCCUCUAUCCAGGGUUUUAUGUUCAUGAAGACUCCUCAGUGUCCCUGUAAAUAAUAACCUGACACACACACACUGACACACACACACACCUACACAUACUCACUGGA
Oncorhynchus tshawytscha (Chinook salmon) is the source of this 1534-nucleotide messenger RNA. RefSeq names its product stonustoxin subunit beta-like. The transcript has 3 exons. The record is from RefSeq and is a predicted model, not a curated record. NCBI's taxonomy places the organism in Eukaryota, Metazoa, Chordata, Actinopteri, Salmoniformes, Salmonidae. Bases 725 to 1477 code for a protein of 250 amino acids. Gene Ontology annotation, molecular function: protein binding.